Messenger RNA from Cynara cardunculus var. scolymus (artichoke), 1249 nucleotides. RefSeq names its product phytochrome-interacting ankyrin-repeat protein 2-like. The record is from RefSeq and is a predicted model, not a curated record. The transcript is spliced from 3 exons. Bases 540 to 1079 code for a protein of 179 amino acids. NCBI's taxonomy places the organism in Eukaryota, Viridiplantae, Streptophyta, Magnoliopsida, Asterales, Asteraceae. Gene Ontology annotation, molecular function: protein binding.
CUCUUCAAAAUCUAGGGUUUGUUUUCAUCUUUGAUUCCAUCGAAACCUUUUGAAUCCGACCACAUACGUAAUUCAUCCAUGAGACCACCAAAUACACCCAACAUAGUGCUGUGUUUCUUUUGAUUUCCAUCUUGUCUAGGGUUUGUGUUCGCUCUACAUAUACUGCUUUCGUAUCAUCAUCAAUCAGGUUUUUUGGGGGAUUUGUUAGUUAUGUUUAAUAUCUCUUUCCUUCGAUCGUCUUCAUCGCUUUCAUUGCUAGUGAUUAAGCUUGGAAAUCUCCGUGUGUUUGGCCCUGGAUUGAAUCCUUUUUCUCCAUACAAUAUGGCUAAUCACUUCUCUCGCUAAUUUUCUUUUUCCAUUGAAUUGUUUGCUCCAAAUUAUGUAAAAAAAGACUAUCAUCUGCGAUGUGUGUGUCUGUUCAGUUUCAAGACACUGUUAGGGUUUCCGUCUGUUUAAGAAGCAACCGUUUUUAGUUUAUUUGGCUGCAAAGGGUUGUUGAAUUUCGAGGUGUAUUCAAAAGACAAUUAAGAGAAGGAAGGAUGACCCAAGAUUACGUCGUGCGUUCGAAUAGUAAUAGUAGGCGCUUGAGGCGUUCCGACAGCUUGCGCUCCAACAGCUCCGGGGAUGACAGGGACGAUAGAGGAUGGACUAAUCUUCACGUUGGCGCUCGAAAAGGAGAUCUUAAGGAGGUGAAAAGGCUUCUCGAUGAAGGAAUGGAUGCAAAUGUGGCUGCACUGGGUCCCAAAUCUCAUGGGCUCACCCCUCUCCAUCUUGCUGCCAAGGGUGGUCACAUAAAAGUUAUGGAUGAACUGCUUGAGCGUGGUGCUAAUAUUGAUGCUCGAACCAAGGGUGCCUGUGGCUGGACUCCACUCCACACUGCUGCAAAAGAGAGAAACAGGAGAGCAAUCAGAUUUCUAGUCGAAAAUGGAGCAUUCUUGCCGGAUAACAUAGAGGAUACGCGGUUUAAUCCACCAGUUCAUUACUGUCCUGGUCUUGAAUGGGCAUACGAAGAGAUGAAGCGUGUUCAACACGAGAGUGGCUCAUCAUCUGGAGAAGGUUCCUACAGUUCUGAGAACUAAAGACCAUUUCGACUUUAUCAAGUUCGUGUUUCUCCAUGGUAUGAAAUUCGGUCUCUUUUUGAUUUUAGGAUUUGUGAUAUUGUUGUAUUCUGUUUCUGGGUCUUUGUCUGGAUAAGAAUGUGAAUUCCAAUCAAUAAAUCAUAUGCUAUUAAUGCUACUGCUUUCUUCAA